This is a messenger RNA of Trichoplusia ni (cabbage looper), 945 nucleotides long. RefSeq names its product chorion class B protein Ld34-like. The transcript is spliced from 3 exons. Gene Ontology annotation, biological process: chorion-containing eggshell formation; multicellular organism development. Gene Ontology annotation, cellular component: egg chorion. Lineage: Eukaryota; Metazoa; Arthropoda; Insecta; Lepidoptera; Noctuidae. Bases 413 to 898 code for a protein of 161 amino acids. Gene Ontology annotation, molecular function: structural constituent of egg chorion. The record is from RefSeq and is a predicted model, not a curated record.
UACUAGUAUUAUUACCAAAAAAAUGUAACAGGUUGUACACUCUUCCUGAUUACCUUAAACCUAGAUGUCUAAAAUAAGAAUGCUGUGAUCUCCUGUAAUUGAGGGAGCACAACUCAAAUGUACACUAUUUUUUGUUUGCAAAUGUGUUUUUGUGUAUUCUUUGUUAGAGAUCUAAUAUUAAAUAAAUAAAUAAACCUGUGUUGUACUGUUACACCACGCACCAGGAUCUUCUCCUUAAAAUUACUCAAAGUUUUUUAAUCUUUUGACAUUAAGCACAUUUUAAAAAAAUGAACCUGUUUUAAUCAAUCAUGUAAUGCAAUAUAAAGGCAAGGAUAAGCUGCGUUCCUAUAAAACACAAAGUUGAAUGAAUUUAAAAACAUUUAAAUAACGCUUGUGCAACAGUGAAUACAAAAUGUUGGUAAAAGGGAUAUUGUGUGUUUGCAUCCAAGCCGUUCUCUAUAAGGCUGUCGUAACACAAUGCAUAAGAUCUCCCCAGUAUUCCGGUGAAGGACUAUAUCCCGGCAACAACCUGUACAUUGACAGAUUCAACGAGAUUGAACCAGUUGCUCCUCUCUACGGCCGCGUCAUUGGCGGCAACCUUAUAAUCGAUACUACCGCUCCACACGCACAUAUCGGACCAGCUGGAGUAUCGAUAUUCUCCGACAACUUGAUAAUCGAAGGGCCUGUCUUAGUAUCGGGUAAGCUACCGUUUCUAGGAACAGUGGGGCUAGAAGGUAUUCUCCAGUCUGUUGGUAAAGGUUCAGUGUCGUAUCAGUACAGCAAUAAUAUUGGUCUUGCCGAAACUAGUCCAAUAAGUGGCCCAAACUUGUCGAUUACAGGAAGAAGACUACCGAGAGCGAUUUCCGACUAUAAACGAUUAAGUUAUAGCAUUCUGUGAUGUAGUGUUAAUAAAUAGUGUAUAUAAUAAAUAUUAAUUAAAUGUUG